GUCAGACUCGACGUCCCACGCCCGUACCGCGCAAGCUCCUGGCGAGCCCGAGGGAGCAGCAGUUUUAUCUCCCUAGGGUCGGUUGCUUCAGCCGUGAAACCUGGGCGCGAGCGCAAACGACAAUUGCUGCGCGAUUAUCGGGAUGCACCCAGCGGCGCGCCAGCCGGCCCCGUCCCGCAGCUUGCUCCGGUUCCUACGAUCACAGGCCGAACUGGCCUUCCAGAGGUCGCGACACUCCUAUGGCACGGUAGCGAGUAGCGCGCCUGUCUGUGGACAGGUGCGGCCGAGCAGCGGCACGAGCAGGCACAAGUCGAGGACUCGGGCGCUCACCUGCGGGAAGCCGCCUCUGGCCGCGGCGCGGUUCUCGCCCCUGAACAAAAUCCCGACAACCCAGGCGCCCUCGCAGCUCGGUUUCUGCACCACAACUUCAUCGAAAAAGUCGGCCGACCCGCAAGUGCCCAAGGUCGCGCGCGAGCCGACCUGGCAAGAAAGGCUUUGGGGCAGCGCAGCGAGGAAGGGCGCGAAACCCCUCAAGCCGGACGACCUCCCAUCACACGAAGACUUCGAGCAUGGGUCGUCCAUGUUCACCAGCCGGAGGAUGAUGGCGGCCAAGGCGGCGCUUGAACCCAGACUCCGGUGCACCGAAGUGGACGAGAACGGCAAAGUGAUUUUGGUCGAUGGCGAAUUCAAGAAGACGGAGCUGAUUGCAAAGUAUGGCCUGCUGCCCCGAGACUUGCGCAAGAUUGAUUCGUCGAAUCUGCCACACAUCCUCAUCCGACCCUCGGCGAUUCUCCUGAACUUGCUACAUCUCAAGGUCCUGAUCAAGCAUGACCGGGUGCUGCUCUUCGACGUCUACGGAUCGAAAACCUCGUACCCACAGUCUGCCUUCAUGUACGACCUGCAGGGCAAGUUGCAGCAAAAGCCGUCGCAGGGAUCCAACGGCCUACCCUACGAGUUUAGGGCCCUCGAGGCCGUCCUGACGUCGGUGACGUCCGAAAUGGAAGCCGACUUCGAAGCUGUGCGGGAGCCAGUCAUGCACAUUCUUAGCGAACUCGAAGACGAUAUCGACCGGGAAAAGCUGCGCAUCCUUCUCAUCUUAUCCAAGCGCGUGAGCACCUUUGAGCAAAAGGCGAAGCUUGUGCGGGACGCCCUGGAGGAGCUCCUCGAGGCGGACGAUGACUUGGCUGAGAUGUACCUGACCGAGAAGCAACAUGAUCUUCACAGAGGCUUGGACGAUCACACAGAAGUUGAAAUGCUACUGGAGUCGUACAACAAGCUCACAGACGAAAUCGUCCAGGAGGCCGGCAACCUGGUGUCGGGAAUUCGCAACACGGAGGAAAUCGUACGCGCCAUUCUUGAUGCCAACCGCAACGCCCUCAUGCUUCUGGACCUCAAAUUUAGCGUAGGAACCCUUGGGCUGGCCAUGGGCACGUUCCUCGCCGGCCUGUACGGCAUGAACCUGGAGAACUUCAUCGAGGAGACCAACUGGGGUUUUAGCGCGGUAACGGGUGUAUCGUCCAUCUUUUCUCUCAUUGUCUGUUGGUACGGCCUCGUCAAGCUGCGAAAGGUGCAGCGCAUCAAGAUGAUGAGCGGCGAGAGGCCGUCGAUGCCGCGGGGCAUGUCGUACCGCGAAGAUGGCGCCCUGGGCCUGUUGGACUCGCGCAACAAAGAGAUGCUCCGGCGGGCUCACCUGCAGCGGGCCAUGGCGGCGAAGAAGAGGUGGAUGCCAUUUUGGGGUUGA
Purpureocillium takamizusanense is the source of this 1741-nucleotide messenger RNA. It is a transcript of the gene MRS2, whose product is annotated as magnesium ion transporter. The transcript has 3 exons. NCBI's taxonomy places the organism in Eukaryota, Fungi, Ascomycota, Sordariomycetes, Hypocreales, Ophiocordycipitaceae. Gene Ontology annotation, cellular component: mitochondrial inner membrane. The coding region runs from base 143 to 1741 and encodes 532 amino acids. Gene Ontology annotation, biological process: mitochondrial magnesium ion transmembrane transport. The record is from RefSeq and is a predicted model, not a curated record. Gene Ontology annotation, molecular function: magnesium ion transmembrane transporter activity.